ACAAACAGAAAAAAAAUAGAGAAAAAGGACAAAAGAACUCUCUGUUCUUCUUUCUUCUUCAACAACCAGUAGUACCCUUCUCUCUAUAACUUCAUCAUCUCUCUGUUUUUCUCUGUUCCGUAUCUGUACUUUGUUUUCAGUCUUAUCUUCAAAAAGAAGAAAACAAAAAGUAUAUAUAUAUAUCGGUCACGUCUAGUGGUUAGUUUUUAUCGUCACUGAAGAUAUGGUGAAGAGCCUUAAAGUGGAUCCUCUAGCCAAGGUCACUGCCUCCACCACUUCCAUGAAGAGACAAUCAGGGCCAUAUUAUGAAACUCUUGAGACAUAUCAAGGCCUGCCUUGUCCUUAUGGUGGCUACUAUGGAUUCUACUAUCCAGGUCCUGAUGGUUCAGUUGGAGAAUCAAAUGAUCAUGGAUACUAUGGUUAUGAGUACCCGGUUAUGCAAGGUGAAGAUGGAUCUUUAAUUUACAUGAUGCCAGGGUUCCAAUCUUAUGAUGUUAGUCCAACUUAUAUGCCUAUAAGCCCGAUCGGUGUAACAAGCCAGGCACUUCAUUCACCCAUGUAUGCAGCUCAAGGGUAUUAUCAAAACCAAUACAGUUAUGGAAAUGUUUCAUUUCCUACCUAUGUAUGGGACCCUAUUGGAGACAAGUAUGUGUAUGGUGUUGCUUCAAGUAACCAGCCUUUGAAACAAAACAUAUCUUCUUCAAGUCAUAACCACAGCAGUUAUUACUCAAAGAACAAGACUUCUUAUGGCAUGGGAGAUAGGCCUAAAACACCGCAAAAAAACAACUAUGCUCGACUCCCAAAGUCUGGAGCUUUAAACAAAGAUAAUGGUAAUAGUAGGGAAGGAGAAUGUGAGUCUUGUUUGUUGGAUGUUGAAGGGAAUGGAAGAAGCAAGGGUGUAGAUUCUGUGAUAAAAAGGGAUCAGUAUAACCUCCCUAGCUUUCAGACCAAGUAUGAAGAAGCAAUGUUCUUUGUGAUAAAAUCUUAUAGCGAAGACGACAUUCACAAGAGCAUCAAGUACAAUGUUUGGUCUAGCACUCUCAACGGGAACAAGAAGUUAGACAAUGCAUAUCAAGAAUUUCAAAAGAAGAUUGCAGAGAAAGGUGGAACGUGCCCGGUCUUCCUCUUCUUCUCGGUGAAUGCGAGUGGUCAGUUUUGUGGUGUAGCUGAGAUGACUGGGAGAGUGGAUUAUGAGAAGAGCAUGGAGUUUUGGCAGCAAGAUAAGUGGACUGGCUAUUUUCCUGUCAAGUGGCACAUAAUCAAAGAUGUUCCAAAUCCACAGCUAAGGCAUAUAAUACUAGAGAACAAUGAGAACAAGCCUGUAACAAAUAGCAGAGACACACAAGAGGUGAGGUUGCCUCAAGGGAAUGAAGUGUUGGAUAUCUUCAAGAACUAUGCAGCAAAGACAUCUAUAUUAGAUGAUUUCGAUUUUUAUGAAAACAGAGAGAAGGUAAUGAUACAGAAGAAGCUAAGGUUACAUCCGGUUCAGAUGAAGAAGAAAGAAGAAGAAGAAGACAACUUGGUUGCUGACUUCAAAUCAAUGGAGAUAUCAAAUAUAGUGAAAGAGGGAAACACAAACUUAACAGGAACUGUGAGCUAACUAGAAGAAGCUGUUGUGUGUUGGUUUGGUUUGGAUUUUAUUACAACUGAGUGGCUUCUUGUUCUAUUGUUUUGUUGUUUUGUGUGUUUUCAAAUUUGUAAUCACUGGCAAUGUAAGAAUUUGAUUUUUAUAGUGAAACUUGAGGACAAUAAAAA
Molecule: messenger RNA, 1755 nt
Organism: Raphanus sativus (radish)
Lineage: Eukaryota; Viridiplantae; Streptophyta; Magnoliopsida; Brassicales; Brassicaceae
Product: YTH domain-containing protein ECT2
Exons: 9
Coding region: 224-1600 (458 amino acids)
Biological process (GO): mRNA destabilization
Cellular component (GO): cytoplasm
Molecular function (GO): mRNA binding
Source: RefSeq, a predicted model, not a curated record